AUGGCUCGCCGGGGCGUCGCCGCGCUGGCGAUGACCCUCGCGCUCCUGGCGGCGACCCUGGCUUGGGCAGGGACCCAGGCUUCGAUACUCGAGGACGCGGACUACGACGUGCAGGAGACCUGGAGCCGGGAGCCCUACUACACACACCCGGAGCCUGAGCCGGAGCUCUUCUCGACGCCGGUGUCUCCAGGGACCAGGGAGGAGGGGCGCGAGCCGCCUGCGCCCAAACCGCCCAAGAAGGCGACCAAGCCCAAGAAGAGGCCCAAGAAAAAGUUGGCUCCUGUGACGCCGCCUCCAGGACAAAACAGCAACAGAAAAGGUGCAAGGACCAGGAGCUUUGAGAAGGCUGCCAGUGAUGGUCAGAGCGCCCAUGUGGCCCAGGAAGACGUCAGAGAGAGUUGCCCACCUAUUGGACUGGAAACAUUAAAGAUCACAGACUUCCAGCUCCAUGCAUCCACAGCCAAGCGCUACGGUCUGGGGGCCCAUCGAGGGAGACUCAACAUCCAGGCAGGCAUUAAUGAAAAUGACUUUUAUGAUGGGGCAUGGUGUGCGGGAAGGAACGACCUACAUCAGUGGCUUGAAGUGGACGCCAGGAGGCUGACCAAAUUCACUGGGGUCAUCACACAAGGAAGGAACUCGCUCUGGUUGAGUGACUGGGUAACAUCCUACAAGGUCAUGGUGAGCAAUGACAGCCACGCAUGGGUCACUGUUAAGGAUGGAUCAGGAGACAUGAUAUUUGAAGGGAAUAGUGAGAAAGAGAUCCCGGUUCUCAAUGAGCUGCCAAGCCCCAUGGUGGCCCGCUACAUCCGCAUAAACCCUCAAUCCUGGCUGGACAGCGGGAGCAUCUGUAUGCGGGUGGAGAUCCUGGGCUGCCCAUUACCAGAUCCUAAUAAUUAUUACCACGGACGGAACGAAAUGACCACCACCGAUGACUUGGAUUUUAAGCAUCACAACUAUAAAGAAAUGCGACAGUUGAUGAAGGUCGUGAAUGAAAUGUGCCCCAAUAUCACCAGAAUUUACAAUAUUGGCAAGAGCCACCAGGGCCUGAAGCUGUACGCUGUGGAGAUCUCGGACCAUCCUGGGGAACAUGAAGUUGGGGAGCCUGAGUUUCACUACAUCGCUGGUGCCCACGGCAACGAGGUCCUGGGCCGAGAGCUGAUGCUUCUGUUGAUGCAGUUCCUGUGCCAAGAGUACUUGUCGGGAAACUCACGCAUCGUCCGCCUGGUAGAGGAGACCCGCAUUCACAUCCUGCCCUCCCUCAAUCCAGAUGGUUAUGAGAAGGCCUAUGAAGGGGGCUCAGAGCUAGGAGGCUGGUCUCUGGGGCGCUGGACCCAAGAGGGGAUCGACAUCAACAACAACUUCCCUGACUUAAACACGCUGCUCUGGGAAGCCCAGGACCGACAGAACAUCCCAAGGAGAGUUCCCAAUCACUACAUCACCAUCCCUGAGUGGUUUCUAUCGGAAAAUGCCACGGUGGCAGUGGAGACCAGGGCGGUCAUCGCAUGGAUGGAGAAAAUCCCCUUUGUGCUGGGGGGAAACCUGCAGGGCGGGGAGCUGGUGGUGGCGUACCCCUAUGACAUGGUGCGGUCACUGUGGAAGACCCAGGAACAUACCCCCACGCCGGACGACCACGUGUUCCGCUGGCUGGCCUACUCUUACGCCUCAACCCACCGCCUCAUGACAGACGUAAGAAGGAGAGUCUGCCACACCGAAGACUUCCAGAAGGAAGAUGGGACCGUCAACGGGGCUUCUUGGCACACUGUCGCUGGAAGUCUGAAUGACUUCAGCUAUCUUCACACAAACUGCUUCGAGCUGUCCAUCUACGUGGGCUGUGACAAGUACCCGCAUGAGAGCGAACUGCCAGAGGAGUGGGAGAACAACCGGGAGUCUCUGAUUGUGUUCAUGGAGCAGGUUCAUCGCGGCAUCAAAGGUAUAGUGAGAGAGUUACACGGGAAAGGGAUUCCGAACGCCAUCAUCUCUGUCGAAGGUAUCGACCACGAUAUUCGAACAGCCAGCGACGGGGAUUACUGGCGCCUCCUGAACCCAGGCGAGUACGUGGUCACAGCCAGGGCCGAAGGCUUCACUGCGUCCACCAAGAACUGCAUGGUGGGCUACGACAUGGGAGCCACUCGCUGCGACUUCACACUCAGCAAAACCAACCUGGCCAGGAUCCGCGAGAUCAUGGAGAAGUUUGGCAAGCAGCCAGUCAGCCUGCCAGCCAGACGGCUGAAACUCCGGGGACGCAAGAGGAGACAGCGCUGGGGAGGCAUGUGCUACGACGAAUGCCGGCUUGAUGUUGUGACCCACAAGUGGCUCCUGGAGGGGCCAGAGACGGGCUUUAGAGAAUAG
Chrysochloris asiatica (Cape golden mole) is the source of this 2349-nucleotide messenger RNA. It is a transcript of the gene CPXM2, whose product is annotated as carboxypeptidase X (M14 family), member 2. Gene Ontology annotation, biological process: proteolysis. The transcript is spliced from 15 exons. Gene Ontology annotation, molecular function: metallocarboxypeptidase activity; zinc ion binding. Lineage: Eukaryota; Metazoa; Chordata; Mammalia; Afrosoricida; Chrysochloridae. The coding region runs from base 1 to 2349 and encodes 782 amino acids. The record is from RefSeq and is a predicted model, not a curated record.